This is a messenger RNA of Dreissena polymorpha, 5270 nucleotides long. RefSeq names its product zinc finger protein 726-like. Bases 3189 to 4289 code for a protein of 366 amino acids. Gene Ontology annotation, cellular component: nucleus. The transcript has 6 exons. The record is from RefSeq and is a predicted model, not a curated record. Lineage: Eukaryota; Metazoa; Mollusca; Bivalvia; Myida; Dreissenidae. Gene Ontology annotation, molecular function: protein binding.
UAAUUGGGAAUUGUUUCAUGGCCUUUUUUACAUAGCAGAAAAAAAACUGCAUUUUUUGUUUUUUUCGUGACUUUAUUUUUGGACAUACGAGUUUUGUCCAUAAUUAAUGACUCUAAAUGUUCAGACAGUAUCAUACGAUUCCCUUAUUCCAAGCGCCUCCUGAUAUUAGCAAACCUGAUAAAAGCCGAUUCCUUAUCAGUUCAAUGGGAGAAAAGCGGAAGAAAACAAUACGACUCUUUAUACUAAAUGAUCAAUAAAACCAUUAUUUAAAUAUAUAAAGCAAAACAAUAAUAAGUUAUUAAAAGAAAAAUGUUUUAUCUUUCUAUGCAUAUAAAUUUCAUUUCAUUAUCUUUUCAGGAUGAUAAGUAUAUAUGCUGUUAAUUGUACAAAUUCUGGGCAGAAAUAUCCCCAUAGCUUAAUGCCGAUUUUCGGACUACUUGCAUAAACAUGUGUUUGUUAACAAUUCAAAUGCGGAUAUUUUACACAUCAUGAAUAUUUAUGAGUUUGACAUCAUCUUGUUCACAAAUGAAUGGACUUUACUACAAUGCUUUCAAAAUUGACAUAGGACCACCCUACGCUGAGAAAAUAGUACUCGACUUUGACGUUGAAUUAAAUUACUUCUGAUGGACCGAACACAAUUUUGGAACAUAGUUAUAAAAGCAAGAAAGUCUAACUUAAAUUAACCAAAAUUAUUUUCCACAAAUGAGAAUUAGGUACCCGCAUCAGCGUUUUCAUUAGGAGGCGGCCGGCGGCCGAUUUGACCGCCUCAAAUGUUAUUUUGGCUGGCUCAAAUUCGGAAAAAAAAAAUCUGCAAAUGUUCACGACGAUGAAUGACGCAUUUUGUGCACACCGGUCUUACUGACCUGUGUCCUAACGCGAAAGGAAUUGUGGGUAUCACUUCUUUUACGAGUGAAAAGUUAAAGCGAAAGUAGGUCAGGUUAUCGUGCUUCUGAUAAUCGCUAUCAGUCUUAAUAGAGAUUCCAAAUUCCAUUUUAACAUAAUAAAAUAACAUUUCUUUAAACAAAAUUCCGUUUUAAACACACAAUAAAAAACGAUUUUUCUUUCAGUAUUAACAUUUUCAUUCCUACGCAGAACUUAACUUUGGCGGAAGCAUAAUUCCCCAAACGGAGGAAUGUAUAGAGGUGACAAUAACGUAGUGACGUCACAAUCUAUGUAUAGAAUGUGAAUGACGAGAUAUUUAGUAUUUGUUUAUAAACUGCCUGAAACGGAAGUAAACAACCCUAACCGAUAUGUGUUAACUGCUGUCUCAUUGGUCGUUUCGAUAUAAUUGUCCAAUCGCGAAGCGUGUAACAUGAGUGUACGAUUUUGAUUAAAGGUCACGUACUGACAAUGUCAACAUGUCUAAAAAAGAAAAAGAAACAACUUUUUCUUUUGUGUUUCGAGUAAGAACAAUAGUUCGCUGUUGACGUUAUUUUGUUCCUGUUUUGUUAACAUUUAUCAUUUACCGGCACCUCCGGAUGAAUGCACUUUCCUGUUACAUUUUGGUUUAAUUUUCGACAAAUUUCGUUGAUGUUUGGUUCCGAUCAUGUCUAUGUUUGGUUUCUCCGCGCAGUUUUGAACCUACGAACGGUAAGUGGAUUUAUUAAUAACCACAUUUACAGGAGGGUAUUAGGAUAAAUGAAACUCUCCAGCCUCAAACUCUCCUGUAUAUUUUCAUGAUUAAGGUCGGAAGUGGCCUAGGCACAAUGCCUAAAAUGCUAAAUAAUAUUGAAUUGGCACUGCAAUGUUUAGCUAUGUCCAAAUUUGUAUUGGAAAAAAUUGGCCAAAAGAAGCUUCCUCGGCAACAUAUUUCAAUCCUAAGAUUGCCUCAGCUGGGGCAACCUAUGCACGAUUUUUUUGGAAAAUCUGCAUUGCCAAAUUUUUCUUAAAACUGCUAUUCUAGAAGAACCUAUGCCCAAAUUUUAUGACAACAUUGUAAUGUCAUCCAUGAUCUUGCACAGUGUCUUCUAUAUUAAAUGGACCAUUUAUACUCUUCUUAAAAAAAAAUAAAGUUCAAAAGUAAAAUUUAAUCUGAAUUGAAGUUCAAAAGUAAAAUUCAAUCUGAAAAAACAUGUUACAUUUCCAUAUUGAUUAUUUUACUAUUUAAGCCCUGAAGCCAAGCAGCCUAUCAAGUCAGCAGUCAAGCUGUGGCUAGACAAGAAGGAGAGGCGGAAGAUUGCCAGGAAGCAGCCAAGGGCUUCAUCAUCAGCACCAGUUCUUACUGUGUUUGGACCCCAGCAUCCACAAGUUAAACUUACACUUGUGGAUGCUGGGGUCGAGACCGAUGUUACUGAGGGGAAUAAUGAGCUGAGUCUGAUUAAGAUGAUAAUUGCAGAGUUGAUGUAAACUGAGGACUUUUUUCUUUGCCAUUCACAUAAAUAUCCUCUAUUUUAACUGAGCAAAAUCAUGUAAAUUAUGUGCCCAAAAUCGCUCAGAAGCCACGAUUUGGCAACUUUUUUUCAAAAAAUUUCCAGGCGAGCAUGCCCCGGACCCCCCUAGCAACUCGCACCUUCGGUGCUCGCACACGUUGGCCUCCUCAAAUAUAACUUAAAAGCCUGCUACAAAAAGUCCUAAUGAAAAUGCUGCCGCAUCUUUAAACAAAGACGCACAUUUAUACAAUUCGACCUCAGUUGACCUCUGCAGAGAGAGGCGCCAUUUUUGUUUUGCUUCCCUAAUCGGUAUCGUUUGUGACAAUCUGAAUUAAUUAAACCAUACACGCUUAACCUCUACAGAAAACAAAAGAAAAGGUUUGUUAUAAUCAUUUUUGAUAUUGUUUGGUUUUAAUUAUGUUUAAAAAAUAUAUAUUAAAACCAGCUUUUAGAAUCGAUAGCAAUGUUCGCUUUUUUUACACGAAAAACACGCGUUAUAUCAAUGAAUAUUUCAGUCCCAUCAGUUGCAUACCUCAAAUAAACGCAUUGAAAUGGUUGAUUAUAGCAAAUUGAAUCGAAACAGAUCAAUAACUGCGUUUUUCUAUAAAUAUUUACGUAAUAAAAUGGGUUGUUUGAAUUGGGUACGAACUUAAAAUUUUAUUUAUCUUGUUCGUACCAUUUUUCGCGAUUUUUGCAAAGAUGUCAAAUUAUGAAGGAUAAUGACAAAAUAGAUGUUUAUUAUGUAUUUUAUUAGUAAAAAACAUAAAUUUUGGUAUGUCUUGUUAUUCUUUUCAGUGUGUCUGGCUAUGAUAAAGGUUUAUGAGUAUCCAGGUGCCUUCUGCAAGACGUGGGACUUCGCUGCAACUCCAUCAUUACCAAAGAAUGACCAGCACCCCAGAAAAAGACAAACCUGAGUACAGUCCGAAAGAGAGCAACCUAGCCAGCUGUAUGAACAUGGAACCUCUAGAUAAUAACCAUUUUCUCUACUGUGGAGAAUGCAACAAGGAGCCAGAAGUGCACUGCCCUGCCCAUGGACCCUAUAACUACAUACAGGACAAAGAGGUGCCAGAAGGGGACCCUCUUAAAGCUGAGCAUACCUUGCCAGAUUGCCUUGAAAUCAAAACAUCCAAAAUAGCUGGAGCUGGUCUUGGAGUGUUUUCUAAGGAGGGACUGCAAUCCAAAAUAAUGUUCGGACCGUAUGGGGGCGCUAUCAUCACCGACAACCACAAGUCAGGAUAUUGCUGGAAGGAUGGCAAAGAGGCCACAGCGACCUCUAACUGGAUGAGAUACGUGAACUGUGCAAUGAAGGAGGCAGAUACGAACCUUGUAGCAUUGCAGAACAAAGAAGGCAUCUAUUACUGCACAUUGAAGCCAGUUUCACCAGGCGAGGAACUGCUGGUCUGGUAUGGAGUCGAAUUCUCCAGAGAACUUGUCCUUAUCAGAGACAAAAACUCACAGAAACACACGAAGAUACAUAAAGGAAAGAGGCAAUACAAGUGUGAGGUGUGUGGCUUAUUAUGCAAACAUAGUAGUAUCUUGAAGAUUCACAUGAGGAUUCAUUCAGGAGAGAGACCGUACAUGUGUGACAAAUGUGGUUUUGCAUGUAACAAGAGUAGUACCUUAAAGACACAUAUGAGGACACAUUCAGGAGAGAGACUCUUCAAGUGUGAGGUGUGUGGUCAUGCAUGUAACAAAAGUGGUAACUUGAAGAACCACAUGAGGAUGCAUACAGGAGAAAGACCGUACAUUUGUGAAGUGUGUGGUAAAACAUAUAAACUGAGGGAUAACUUGAAAACACACAUUAUGAAACACACAGGAGAAAGACCGUACAAGUGUGAGAUCUGUGACUAUUCAUGUACACGUAGUUGUGACUUGAAGACACACAUGAAGAAACACACAGGAGAGAGACUGCACAAGUGACAGGUGUGUGGCUAUUCGUGUAAACAUAGUGGUCACUUGAAGACACACAUGAAGAAAGAUACUGGAGAGAGACUGUACAAGCGUGAGGUGUGUGGUAAAGCAUAUAAAGAGAGUGGUCACUUGAAGACACACAUGAGGAUACAUAUAGGAGAGAGACCAUACAAGGGUGAGGUGUGUGGUUAUGUAUGUAACCAUAGUGGUGAUUUGAAGACACACAUGAGGAUACAUAUAGGAGACUGACUUAAACAAGUGUGAGGUGUGUGGUUAUCCAUGUAACCAGAUUGGGCCCUCGAAAACGUGAAGAAGCACAUGAGGAUAUAUAUGAAUGUAAGGGAAGAAAUAGCUAAAACAUGAACAUUUAAGAAAUCUCUGAAACCACAAGUAUCGGGGCUUUAAUAUUUGGUUUGUAACAUUAUCUAGUGAUCCUCUUCUAAAUUGUUUAACCCUUUGCAUGCUGGGAAAUUUGUUGUCUGCUUAAAUGACGUCUGCUGAAUUUUUAAAAUUAGCAUUUUGUUCAUUUUUUUUAAAGAAUACUAUCAGAAUAGCAAACAGUUUGGAUCCUGAUGAGACGCCACGUUCUGUGGCGUCUCAUCUGGAUCCAAGCUGUUUGCAAAAGCCUUCAAAAUUCGGUUCCAGCACUUAAAGAGUUCGGUCAAACCCCUGGGGUGUAAAAUAGUCACACACCAUGUAUCACAGGAGUAAUAUAGACUUGUAUAGUAAAAUGACUAAACAAACUUUUCUAAAAAGACAAGGCCCAGAGGUGUAAGCUGAUUAUAUAACAAGUAAAAUUGUAUUGUAAUGUGUUACUCCACCAAGUUUAUUAAAAUCAUGUCCCUUAGGUAAAAUGUUGCUGUGUACUAAAGCUUUUUGUUUCUAUUAUAUGUAUAUUGGAAAAACUGCAAGAAUUGUUCUUUCUGAAACUAUAAGGCCAAGAUGUUUUGUGUUUGGCAUGUAACAUCAAAAUAAAAUAUAUGAUCUGCA